Staurois parvus is the source of this 279-nucleotide messenger RNA. NCBI's taxonomy places the organism in Eukaryota, Metazoa, Chordata, Amphibia, Anura, Ranidae. The record is from the annotation of a GenBank genome assembly.
AUUACUCCACUGCUGACAGCUCACGUGUCAACAAUUUUCUAUGUGGAAAAUUGCAGUAUUUCCUCUAUUAAUAAGGUGCAGACCAGGGGCAGACUGACAACUCAUGGGGCCCCCAGGCAAUAGGGUAUCAUGGGGCCCCAAUGUCCUUGCCCACACUCAAAGCACACCCAAAAAAGACUAUAUAAAGGUACCAGGGGCAUUUCAUGGGGCCCCCUACUGACCCCGGGCCCUCAGGCAGUGCCCGAGUGCUCGAAUGGUCAGUCCGCCCCUGGUGCAGAC